AUGUACGGCGACCUAGCUCUCCAGCUCGUCACAUCCUCACAUCGAUCCACACUCUCCACCACCCCUCAACUACCAUUACCGAAAUACGCAUUACCUCUCAUCCUCUCGAUAUGUCUGGAAACCCGUCAGUUAGGUCAAUCCAUCACCUCUGCAGCCGAGCAACAUGGUCAAGUGUCUUUAUCUCAAGAUCGAUCGCUGGUCUGCAACCUCACAGUACAGCAUCUUUCUGCUCGAAGGAACAAGCGAUGUCUUUUAGCGUACUUGUCAACCAGGGUAGGAGGUAUCAAGGAAAGAUGGUGGGAUUCAGGUGGAAGUUUAGCUUAUCUCCUUUCCCCUACUUCAUCUUCGAACACGAAUAACUCGGACCCAUCAGCUAUCAACAGUUCUGAAUCUGAAUCAUCAGGAGAUCUAAGGAACAAUCUGAGUCCGCAAGAAUUAGAUUUCCUAAGAGGAUAUAACAACCUGAUGAUUGAUUAUAAAUCCGAUUUCCUGGAUGUUUUAGAUCUUACUUCCUCGAUAGACAGACCACCCUCGGAAUUGAUGGUGGAUGUUAGAGUACUGAAAGAUGCUGGAGAGGUCGUUCUGGAAGGUGGUGAAAAGCUUGAUUUUAGGAAAGGAGAGAGAUUUAGGUUGAAUAGGAGUAAUGUGGAGAGAUUGAUUGUUCAAGGGUAUUUGGAGGAAGUGUGA
Messenger RNA from Kwoniella botswanensis, 687 nucleotides. RefSeq names its product DNA replication complex GINS protein PSF1. The transcript has a single exon. The record is from RefSeq and is a predicted model, not a curated record. Gene Ontology annotation, biological process: DNA replication; DNA strand elongation involved in mitotic DNA replication. Bases 1 to 687 code for a protein of 228 amino acids. Lineage: Eukaryota; Fungi; Basidiomycota; Tremellomycetes; Tremellales; Cryptococcaceae. Gene Ontology annotation, cellular component: GINS complex.